Phytophthora sojae is the source of this 2291-nucleotide messenger RNA. RefSeq lists its product as hypothetical. Gene Ontology annotation, cellular component: THO complex part of transcription export complex. The record is from RefSeq and is a predicted model, not a curated record. Lineage: Eukaryota; Oomycota; Peronosporomycetes; Peronosporales; Peronosporaceae. Gene Ontology annotation, molecular function: mRNA binding. The transcript is spliced from 3 exons. The coding region runs from base 1 to 2226 and encodes 741 amino acids. Gene Ontology annotation, biological process: mRNA export from nucleus; positive regulation of DNA-templated transcription, elongation.
AUGGCGGAGACGGAUGGGGCGGCGCUCAAGCAGCUGCAGGCGACGUGCAAGGCGCUGCGCGAGGAGAUGACGGCGCUGUACGAGACGCGGCAGGCGGGCGACGGGCGCGCCAAGCAGCGGCGCUGGCGCGUGCUGCUGCUGCUGAGCGCCAUGAAGAGCGGCCUGCGCGACACCUUCCUGGAGGCGGACGCGCGCCGCGUGCGCGUGCAGGAGCAGAAGGACGUGGCGGAGGCGCACCAGCUGCAGCUGCAGAACCUUCUCUAUGAGAAGGACCACCUGCUGCGCGAGAUCCGCCGCUGCCGGGGCUUCAGCACCAAGGAGAUGGACAAGAUCGAGUUCGCGGACGGAGACAUCCCCAUCGAGGUGGACCCGGACGUGCACCGCCGCCACCUGGACCAGCUCACGCAGGAGCUGCACGCGCGGAAGAGUCUGCAGGCGGAGCUCAAGGAGAUCAAGCUCAAGAUCGCCAAGGUGGAGGACGCCACGGAGACCAAGCAGGCGUUCUUGAACGCGCUGCCCGAGCACUUGGCGGGCAUUGAGGCGGCCACCACGGGGCUGCAGAAGUACAUGGGGGAGCCGGUGACGGCGCAGCGCAACAGACAUCGUGCGGCUGGGGUGGAGCUGCCCACCCCGCUCUACGCGCUGUACUGCGAGCUGGAGGCUUACCAGACUGCUAGUGGUGAGGCGGGCAAGCAGUUGACGCUGGAGAUCGUGGACUCGGUGGGCGUGAAGCACGCGGGCGCGUUCCGGAAGCGCGGAUUCCCGGCUGCGCUGGAGCGACAGGAGCAUGCAACCCCUGCGGUGAAGAGACUCAAGGCGCCCUCACGUUCGCCCUCGGCCAGUGUGAAAGGAGCGACGCCGCCGCGCGCGCCGUCUCGCUCGCCGUCAGCGAAACGUGGACUGGGUGGCGCGGCUCAGGAGCCUGAGAGCGGGGAGAUUGUGGCAGCCCACACUGCUGAGAAACUGCUAGAGCUGAGGCCGCAUGCGUCCCCUUCAGAGGAUGAGGAGGCCAAGGAGGAGAGCUCUGAGUCCAAGCACCCUCACCACGAGCAGGAGGAAAACGCGGAUGUCACGCAUGUGCCGGCGCAAACCCUGUGGAAGCCGCACGCAAAGGCCCUGCAGCUGACUGUAUCGGUUGCAGUGCCAAUGAAUGCUGACAAGAGCGGAGCUGCAGCCAAGACGGGCUCGUUCACUGUGAUGUUCCAGUACUUCCCCGUGGCCAAGGUGGUUACCGCUGAGGUUGUGAAGACGGUCCCCGCUAGCUUUAACCACGGCAGCCACCAGAGAAGCAUCCUGAUGAACCUGUUCCCAGGCGACGACGGACUCACCGUGCCCCAUCUGGCCGUAAACUACGCUUUCCAGGAAGACAACGAGGAGCGCGCGGAGGUGGAGUUCCCAGCGAACGCAACCUGCCGGCCGUACUACUGGGCCCAGUGGAUCUGCGGCCUGGACCCUAUGAAGCGGCCAGACCCAUCCGAGAUGGAGGUCGAUGCCACGGAAGAGAAGCCUCGUCGUCGACCGGAGCCUUCGGUGCGUAAUGUUAUGAGCCAGCUCGUGAAGCGUUUUGUUGCUACUGCCGUGCUUAUGAAGCACUUGGAUCAGUUGGCAAAGUCUAGCGGUGGUUCUCACCGGUCAGAAGAUGGCGAUGCACACUUCGUACACCCACUAGCACGUCACUUGUUCCCACAUGAAGUGAAGACUCGACUUGAGGAGUGGAAGGAGAGCGCGACGCCACCGCAAGACAUGUUCCAGCUUUUCAGAGAGAGCGCUACGUCUUCAGCCCGCCCUCGUGCCGAGUUUCACCUCCCGACGACUGGCUGCCGCUACUUCCGUGCCAGCUUCAAGAAUGGCAGCACGCACAUCUCCGCUAUGGUCGAAAUCUCGCCGGAGUACCCGGUUCGCGCUUCACGUUUCAUCUUCCAGCCGCGCUCGUCGUCGAGCAGCAGAGCUCCAGACAAGAACCAGUUCCCCGUUUACGAGAACCAGCUGAAGGAGCUUGAGAUCGAGGUGAACGCGUACUAUGACGAGUUAAUCCUUAAGGGCUGCGAGCACAACCUGCUUCUCCACCAACUUCGCAAGAUCGAAGUGUGUUUCGACGUGCUGUGCAACGCCGCAGCUGACGGCGACGCCGACGUCUCUCUCUGCUUUGGCCGUGAACGUCGCGGCAAGGACCGACGCCAAGCCAUGGUCAUGGACACCGCCGCCAAGGAGCUGCGCCACCGGUAGAUGAAACUUCAGAGUGAGGCCACAAGAGGGGUAAGAAAAAAUGUCGAGGAGGGUGUUUUGCAUAU